This is a messenger RNA of Scatophagus argus, 2285 nucleotides long. RefSeq lists its product as uncharacterized. Bases 356 to 1471 code for a protein of 371 amino acids. The record is from RefSeq and is a predicted model, not a curated record. NCBI's taxonomy places the organism in Eukaryota, Metazoa, Chordata, Actinopteri, Scatophagidae. The transcript has 6 exons.
UCUUCUUGAUAGGAAAUGACCUAUGAAGCUUUUACUUCCUGUAAAUCGUGGCCAACUCGACGUGGAUGAUAAAUGCAGAGUAAAGUAGAGACGGCGAAACCAUAAACAAGGCUGUAAAGCCUGACGUCUCUUAGCUGCUAUGUAGAGCAGGAAGGAUUUUCCCUCUCCGCCGUCCUCUUUUUCCGAUUGAACAUGACGAUAUACGUGACUGCAGGUACGAAAAGGCAGGGACGUGUCCAAACAUGGGUGGAGUAUGCAGGUAAAGGCACUUCGGAGAGCCCCUUCGUGAGAGAAACAACUUCAUAAGACAAGCUACUGCGAGUCAGACGCAUAUACUUCACCGAUUCUACUGCUAAUGAAGGAGACGAGUCUUCCAGCCAUGGAAACACACACAAAAAACCACAGGCCUACCAACGGCCAGUUGAUUUCUGUGCCUCACAAGGAUACAAUCCGUCUGCUGGAGGUGUACGUCAAGCGCAGCCUCAGCCUAAAUGAUGGGUCCCUGGGACACAACAAGACUGGGAGGAAAGAAAAGUGGGUGACAAAGCCAAAUAGGCAAAGACGACAUUCCAGUGACCCAUCUCUUUCCUUGGCUGAGGGAUUAAAGGAUGAGGAUAUUGCUACAUUUACUGAGGUCGAGCCUCCCCCGAAUCAUUCUGCCACACUUCACGAAGAAUCCGAAAAACCCACCAGAAAAUCCAAGAAGAACAAGAAGACUUCGUUUUGGAAAAGCUUGUUUGGUGUUUUCAAUCGGAAGAGUAAUGAUGAGAAAAGUGAAGAGGAGGAUGGUCCAUCAGAGAUUCCCGAGGUCUCCCACGCAGAAGAGGCCUCUGAAACCCCGAUCAUGUGCCUGCCAACAACCCCAGCUACUUUACAAAAAAGAAAGUCUACGAGAAGAAAAUCCAUAAAGAGGAGCCUCUCCAAAAAGCGGAUAUCUGUGAUAAGACCACAUAAACAUAGUAAAGAUCUCAACCCUACUGACAUCACCCGAGUUGAAGCCAUUGUCAGCGUAGAACCAACGUACUCUUACUAUGAGAAAGUUUCAGAGGAACUGGAAAAAAUUGUUCAUGAGCUCCAAGAGAAGGAGGAAGUUGAACUUCUGUCUGAUGAGGAGGUCAUCAACAGGAUCAUAGCUUUGACAAAGGAACAGGGUGAUGCCAUAGAUGACAAGCUGAGGGAUAAUCCCACCCUGAGCAGCUUCUUCCAGCGGAUGUCGUACUCUUCCUUUCAGAAGUUGGCUGAUGCGUAUGUGGGGAAAGAAGUAUCGCCAAUCCACGAUCCUCCCACUGUCCUGCCCACUGCACCUGAGCUGGUCAAGCUGGCCUUUACAUACGACUUUACGGCCAAGAUAGCCAGGCUCUCCAAACAGAAUGUAGGUCACAUUACUGGCCUGGGGAACCGCUAUCUACAGGAUCGAUUUGAAUACACACAGGCGUGUACAGACCACCCAGUGUCCGACAGUGACAGCUGAGGGACAGCCAUGCCGAAACAAAACCAUUGCUGCAAGCGAAAUGUUUACUCUUCGACUUCUCUCAACAGCACAGAUGUAGCAAAGCAUGUGUUGCAAGCGUGAACUCCCCUUUUUGUAACAACACAAUAGACUACUUGAAAGCUAAUGUUGUUAAGAGCUAAUCAUUGCCAAUUGCGUUUGAAUUAUAUGGUUUUUGAUCGAAUGCUUGCAAAGCUCUGCUGCAACAGGAUGUUUGCAGGGAAACUAGUUGAAUGGCUUUGGUAGAUCUGAGUGUGUGCGCAAGUGUGUGCCUUAUUGACUGCUUUCCUUCAAAUGGAAGGACAACCAUGCUCUUUUUACAAAUCCACCACAGAAUUUGGUGCUUUUUGUACAUUCAUUUAUAAUGUUACAAAAGAGCAGUGCAAUAGCUUUUAAUAAGCCAGACAACUCUGUGCAAUAUUGGUUGGACCGACCAGGAGAAAGAGCGGGUCGUCCAAUUAUUGUGAAAUCGAUGCUUCAGUCACUUACCUCUGCAGCCUAUAUGUUAAAGUGUCCUUGGGGAAGACACUGAACAGUGAAUGGUUUUUGCUCCUGAUGAGGUGGUGGCACCUUGCAUGGCAUCUUCUGCCUCCAGCAUAUAGAUGUGAGUGGAUGAAUGCUGAGUGGUGUUGUAAGGUGCUUUGAGUGGUCAGUCAGACUACAUCGAUCAGCCACAAUAUUGAAAACACCUAAUGGGGGCUUAACACAAAUGUGACAUAAUUGCUGGUUCUUGAUGUGAAUGCUGGCAUUCAUAUUAAUUCUCAAAUAAAAGAUAUUUAAUGUAUUAAUACUCAAA